This is a messenger RNA of Mangifera indica (mango), 2007 nucleotides long. RefSeq lists its product as uncharacterized. NCBI's taxonomy places the organism in Eukaryota, Viridiplantae, Streptophyta, Magnoliopsida, Sapindales, Anacardiaceae. Bases 1 to 2007 code for a protein of 668 amino acids. The record is from RefSeq and is a predicted model, not a curated record. The transcript has 2 exons.
AUGACGUUGGAGCUUUCAGAGAUGGACGACUAUCCGAUAAACUGCUCACUUGCAUGCAAAUACGGUGACGGAUCAACUAUUUAUGUGACGACAAAGACAAAAAAGCUAUGGGAUAUAUACGGGAUCAGAAGUCUACUACUAUUGGGUCUUGAAGCACAAACCAUUCUUACCAUCUUCGGCAAUCGUAGAAGGUGCCGUUUAAGAUAUCUGACCCGAUUUUUCCUUUGGUUGUCCUACUUGACGGCAAGUCCCGUGGUAACAUUGGCAUUGGGCAAGCUUUCACGAAUUAAUGCUGAGGUUAUUGAUGUGAAAGGAAAUCAGCUAGUGCGUAGCGAAUUCUUUGACGCAUAUCUCUACUACGCAGUUUGGUUUACACCAUUCCUUUUGCUGCAAAUUGGUAGCCCUAAUGUUAUUUCUUACUCCGUUGAGGAUAAUAAGUUAAAGUUUAGGCAACUUAUUGGGCUAACCACCCAGGUCGCCAUCUCACUUUGGAUCUUUUCUAAAUCAAUUCGAUAUUGGAUUGAGACACUCAGUAUACUUCUGUAUGUAGCUGGAAUAGUUAAAGUUGCAGAGAGACUCCGAGCUCUCUGGUCAAUAAGUAUUACUGAAAAUGUCGUGAUAGCUAGUUUUGCAAAAAAUGAUAUUCGAACAGAAGAAACCUCACUUGAGUCUAGCUCAUUUUCCAAUUAUUCUCAUGAUCUGUUUCUGCUUGUGAAGGCUCAUCAACGCUUUGAUCGAUUAAAGCCUUAUCUUGAGAAUUGGCUAGGCUAUCCUUCAUCAGUUUAUCUUUCUUCGAUGAGUGUAGAAGACUGUCCUCCUAAGGAUGUUUUUAGAAUCACAGAAUUUGAGCUUAGCUUUAUGUAUGAUGUGCUCUACACGAAGGCGUCCAUUGGCUAUUCCAACAAAAGUUUAUGGGGUCGCAUCAUUUUCUUUCUUGCUCUAGCUUUGCUUUUGGUGAUAGUAACUAUAUUUUGGUUUGCUGAGCCAGGAGUAACUGUACUUGAAAUUUAUGAGAUGAAGGAGUUUUUGUUCUCAGAUUGGGUAGUACUUCAAAUGAGGAAACAAAAUAGGAGCACAUUUAUCAGUAGAUCCAUAUCGAGAAUUGCUCCAAAAAUUCCAAGAAAGAAUCAUAGGUGGUCUCAUUGCAUAGAUCAAUUCAACUUACUAAGCUAUUGUCUCUAUGAAGAUACUACAAAGCUUGGCGGGCUGAUUAGAAGAAUUUUCAAGGUCAAGGGCUACUACAAGGAGUACAUGAAGUAUUGUGUUAAGAAACACAAUCCAGUCCCUGAAGAGUUGAAGAAGCUGAUACUGGAACAAAUUCUGGAGGUAAGAGCUCAAAGAGGCUGGCAAUCUUUCUCUAAAAGGGGGGAAGGGGCUCUUGAAAGAUGUAACUGUCUCCAAGAUUUGGAAUGGAGUAUUCAAACAGAUUUUGAUACCCCAACAAAGAAGCAAAUAAAUUUUGGCAAAGCCAUUAUUAUAUGGCACAUUGCCACCACAGUUUGCUACUAUUUAGAUGAUGGUGCAUCAGAAAGUACCUUAAAUCACCCCUUAUGUGAAAUGAGCAAACUUUUAUCAGAUUAUAUUAUGUAUCUUUUGGGCAUGAUUUCUGAUAUGUUAUCUAUUGUUACUGGUGACCUUCUCUUUCAUGGUGCCUGUGCUCAAGUCGAUGAAUUUUUUAAGGCAAAACAGUCAAAGGAUGAAGCGACAUUGUGCAGAAAUUUACUAGUUGAAACUUAUUUCCAAGGAAUUCCCAAUAACAAUGUGUUUACAUCAGGUUGGAAUGUAUUGCUUCAGGUGCAAAAAUUGGCAAAAAUAUUGCAAGAGAGAGACGACAAAUGGAGUAUUAUAAGUAGUGUCUGGGUGGAAAUGUUGUUUUAUGCUGCGAUUAAUUGUCCUUGGACUCUCCAUGCGGAGCAACUUAGGAAAGGUGGAGAAUUGCUCACUCAUAUUUGGCUUCUGCUUGAGCAUGAGAAAGAUCAGCCCCAUGAUUUGUCCCUUGAAUUGUAA